ACUACUUGAGUGCAGUAAUGAAUGCACACAUCUCGUCUGUUACUGAGGAGAAUAUGAACUUGAGGAACCAUGCUGAGUCUUGCAUGACCAGCUUGCUUGCGAUGAUUGACAGUCGUAACGCAAACAAUGUCAACUCCUGUAAUGAGAUGAUCGGGUGUGCGGUUUCAAAAGUAGCUGAUUUCAAGCUGAGGGUAGCUGGUGAUUCUAACACGGGUGUUGUGCCCGAUGUCAAAGGGAAAAGCCAUGUACCAGAGGCAGAAGGUCCAUCCACUUCUAGGCUCGUGAACCCGAAUAUUAGGAAGCGGCUUGGCACGGAUCUACUAUCAAGCUUGGAUGCUGCCACUGGUAAUGUGGCCAGGCGCCUUGAUUUGAAUUUGGCGAGUGACGUUUGUGAUUUCAUAAAUGGGACACCAUUUGUGCGUCCGAUGAACCCUAUGCCCGUCGACACAAAUUUAACCAUUGGUCCUUCCCCAUUCAGAGAACCACCUGCAGUUUUGCGGCCCCCCGAACUCACGCAGAGCAAAUUGCUUGGGUGGUUUGCUGUAGCUCCGCCAAAUAAACGCCCAAGGAUGACUACUGACUACUCGAUUGCAAACCCGGUUGGAGUAGCUGUUUCUGAGAUGGAGGGGCGGAGAAGAGAUGAGCGUUUCUAUGCAAUGGACAUGGAUUCAUCAGUCAAUGAUUUAUUUAGGGUGUGGUUCAAGCAUGGGCGCCCAUAUCUCAUUGAGAUGACUGGUGAGGAGGUGCUGGAAGAGUUCCACAUCGAUAAAACACUUGCCCAAAAAGGCCUUGACUCCAUUCUACGUUUGGGGAUCUGCCCCCCGGCAUCAGGGAGACUGAUCAUUGGGCCUGAUUGGGCGUUCAAAGUUUCAUACACUAGGGGGUACUGGAGGAGAGCGGAUGUCCGUGCAAUGUUUAAUCAACUACCACCCGGGGUUUCGUGCGAACUGGGGCUGGUUGUGGUGUACCUUGGUCAAGGGUGGAGUCUGUAUGUCUUUGACACGCUGCGAAGGGUUCUUCAUUUAAUUGAUCCAAACAUUUGCAAGCCUGCUGAGAGCCAGAUGAAAGCAAAGCACUUGCGGAAUGCAGAGGAGCUGUUGGAUGCAUUCUUGAAGUGUGGUGAGAUGUUCUGGGGGGAGGGGAAGGUGCCACACAAUGGAUGGUCUUAUUGUUUCCACGCUACGUGCACCUAUGAGAGCUCUAACACGGCUAUGCAGGUUGUGCACCACAUAAUCAACUUUGUCCCUGGGCAGCAUCCGAUGAACUUGACUGAGUCUUCUUCAAUUGCUGUCAAGAAGAAGCUUCUUCGGGCCCACCUCACGAUGGUGGGUAACACUGGCAGCCUACCCUGCCAUGUUGAAGCAUGAUUGUCAUCCCAAAAGGUCUGGGUAACCACACAGAUUAACUCUCUGUGCCCCUGCAUAUAUUGCAAAAGCAGGGACUUUAUCUUAAGUUGGUCACCAUAUGUUUUGUGUAUCCUCCCCUUCAGCUACUAGAUGACUGUGGUCCGGGAAACAUAAGAUAUUGUAAUAUUAUCAGUAUUGCCCAGUUACUAUCCCAGUUUGGUGGGUGUUUUAAGUAUUUGCGAACCUAUGAUAUUGUAACCAUUUCAGUGCGGAACGGAUAAAACCAUAAAAAUAUUUAGCGAGUU
This is a messenger RNA of Triticum dicoccoides, 1651 nucleotides long. RefSeq lists its product as uncharacterized. Lineage: Eukaryota; Viridiplantae; Streptophyta; Magnoliopsida; Poales; Poaceae. The coding region runs from base 18 to 1367 and encodes 449 amino acids. The transcript has 10 exons. The record is from RefSeq and is a predicted model, not a curated record.